AUGGGGUUUCAUUCACUCUUCAAGAACAAAAAAACCAAACGACCAUGUUCAUGGAAAUGGCGACCAUUCAAGCAGCUCAAAACGAUAUCAUUCUAUGUCAAAUCCAAAAUGUUCAAGAACAAUGCCAAUUUCGUUUUAGCACCCCGUAAAGCCGACAAGCUUGCUACCAUUUUGGACCAUUCGUGGUCGCAAUCGAGGUGCUUAUCAUCGUUGGCAGCCAGUGCAGCAGCAGGGCAAGAUCAGAUCUCGAAAAGCGGAGAAAUGUCGCUCGAGAAUGCAGCACAGGCAAUAAAAAAGAAUAGGCUGUUCUUCGAGCCGGGAGGCAACACAAACUCAAUACUAGGAUCGACUAGGUUUUCGUUCCAAGACUGCGUCGUGCACGCAAUCGAGUCAUCCGAUCCCUAUGCCGGUUUUAGGGUUUCGAUGGAGCAAAUGGCCGAGGCUUACGGAUUGGUCAAGACUAAUAGCGUAGAAAAGGAUAACUGGGAAUACUUAGAAGGCCUACUUUCAUGGUACUUGAGUAUGAACGAGAAGAAGAACCAUGGAUUUAUAGUUGAGGCAUUCAUAGACAUGUAUGCCGGGCUUCCUUCUUGCCCUAGUUCCUGUUAUUUCUCUUAUAAUGCAUCUGCUUCUUCUUCGAAAUCCAAGGAUUGGUGGGAGAUUAACAUUAACGAAAGCAGUCUACGCGUGGAGAAGGAAAUAUCAUGUCCAAAAUAA
This is a messenger RNA of Morus notabilis, 717 nucleotides long. Its product is annotated as transcription repressor OFP13. The record is from RefSeq and is a predicted model, not a curated record. Gene Ontology annotation, biological process: negative regulation of DNA-templated transcription. Bases 1 to 717 code for a protein of 238 amino acids. The transcript has a single exon. NCBI's taxonomy places the organism in Eukaryota, Viridiplantae, Streptophyta, Magnoliopsida, Rosales, Moraceae.